This is a messenger RNA of Tupaia belangeri chinensis (Chinese tree shrew), 4102 nucleotides long. It is a transcript of the gene PDE8B, whose product is annotated as phosphodiesterase 8B. The transcript has 26 exons. Bases 1 to 2844 code for a protein of 947 amino acids. Lineage: Eukaryota; Metazoa; Chordata; Mammalia; Scandentia; Tupaiidae. Gene Ontology annotation, biological process: signal transduction. The record is from RefSeq and is a predicted model, not a curated record. Gene Ontology annotation, molecular function: 3',5'-cyclic-nucleotide phosphodiesterase activity.
AUGAUCUUUACCGAGGACCCGUCUUCUGAAGUGAAGUCGAGCUUUCCUAAGCUAUCUGUGUAUGAACCCUUGAUUGGUGAAAUGCAGGGAGUCAGGCUGCUCUAUGACAAACAGAGCCUUGCAAACUGCUGUCUGUGGAUAAACCUACUGCAGCUUGCUGAUGGUGCUCCUUCCAGCUGGCACAGGGCUAGUACAGGGUUUUGUGUGCGAAAUAAGAUUCCAAGUAGAGGCAAAGGACCACAGCCUCUUAGAAGAAAACAAAUCAACUGCAUGGAGGUGUCUUCUGCAGAGGUACGCAUCGGGCCCAUGAGACUGACGCAGGACCCUAUCCAGGUGUUGCUGAUCUUUGCCAAGGAGGAUAGUCAGAGUGAUGGCUUCUGGUGGGCCUGUGACAGGGCUGGUUACCGAUGCAACAUCGCUCGGACUCCAGAGUCAGCCCUGGAAUGCUUUCUCGACAAGCAUCAUGAAAUUAUUGUGAUCGAUCACAGACAGACCCGGAACUUCGAUGCAGAGGCAGUGUGCAGGUCGAUCCGGGCCACAAAUCCCUCGGAGCACACGGUGAUCCUUGCGGUGGUUUCACAAGCAUCGGAGGACCACGAAGAGGCCUCAGUCCUUCCUCUUCUCCAUGCAGGCUUCAACAGGAGAUUUAUGGAGAACAGCAGCAUAAUUGCUUGCUAUAAUGAGCUGAUUCAAAUAGAGCAUGGAGAAGUUCGCUCACAAUUCAAAUUACGGGCCUGUAAUUCAGUGUUUACAGCAUUAGAUCACUGUCAUGAAGCCAUAGAAAUAACAAGUGAUGACCAUGUGAUUCAGUAUGUCAACCCAGCCUUUGAAAGGAUGAUGGGCUACCACAAAGGUGAGCUGCUGGGGAAAGAACUCUCAGACCUGCCCAAAAGCGAUAAGAACCGGGCAGACCUGCUCGACACCAUCAAUACGUGCAUUAAGAAGGGAAAGGAAUGGCAGGGUGUCUACUAUGCCAGACGGAAAUCCGGGGACAGUAUCCAACAGCAUGUGAAGAUCACCCCAGUGAUUGGCCAAGGAGGGAAAAUUAGGCAUUUUGUCUCCCUCAAGAAACUGUGUUGUACCACUGACAAUAAUAAGAUUCACAAGAUUCAUCGUGAUUCGGGAGACAAUUCACAAACAGAGCCUCAUUCAUUCAGAUACAAGAACAGGAGGAAAGAAUCCAUUGAUGUGAAAUCGAUAUCUUCUCGAGGCAGUGACGCUCCAAGCCUACAGAAUCGUCGCUACCCAUCCAUGGCAAGGAUCCACUCCAUGACCAUCGAGGCUCCUAUCACAAAGGUUAUAAACAUAAUCAAUGCCGCCCAAGAAAACAGCCCAGUCACAGUAGCGGAAGCCUUGGAUAGAGUUCUAGAAAUUUUACGGACCACGGAACUGUACUCCCCUCAGCUGGGUACCAAAGACGAAGACCCCCACACCAGUGAUCUUGUUGGAGGCCUCAUGACCGAUGGCUUGAGAAGGUUGUCAGGAAACGAGUAUGUGUUUACCAAGAACGUGCACCAGAGCCAUAGCCACCUUGCGAUGCCAAUAACCAUCAACGACGUCCCUCCUUGUAUUGCUCAAUUACUUGAUAAUGAGGAAAGCUGGGACUUCAACAUCUUUGAAUUGGAAGCAGUUACACAUAAAAGGCCAUUGGUUUACCUGGGCUUAAAGGUCUUCUCCCGGUUUGGAGUAUGUGAAUUUUUAAACUGUUCUGAAACCACUCUUCGGGCCUGGCUCCAAGUGAUCGAAGCCAACUACCACUCCUCCAAUGCCUACCAUAACUCCACCCACGCCGCGGACGUCCUGCAUGCCACCGCCUUCUUAGAAGAAGAAGAUAUAAAUAGUCACUUAUACGCAGAGCAUAAAAACGGGACGCUGGUUAUCCUGGCGUUUCUACUUGCAGCAGUUCUGGAGAAUUGGGCCAUCUUACCAUUGUGUGAGGGCUUCUGUUACACCUGUGCCACUGACUACUCGUGCUUCAAAAUCCUUUCCUCAGGAGAUGAGAACAACAAGCAACGUUCGAGACCAAAGGCCCCUUUCUGCUUUGUCCACCCUGGGAGAGUCACAGCAGAACCAUACAGCAGGCAGUUUAACAGGCUGGGAAGCCUCGAUCACUUGGAUGAGGUGGCAGCCCUGAUCGCUGCCACGGUGCAUGACGUGGAUCACCCGGGAAGGACCAAUUCUUUCCUGUGCAACGCAGGCAGUGAACUUGCUGUGCUCUAUAACGACACCGCUGUCCUGGAGAGUCACCACACGGCGCUGGCUUUCCAGCUCACGGUCAAGGACACCAAAUGCAACAUUUUCAAGAAUAUCGACAGGAACCAUUAUCGAACACUGCGCCAGGCUAUUAUUGACAUGGUUUUGGCAACAGAGAUGACCAAACACUUCGAACAUGUGAACAAAUUUGUCAACAGCAUCAACAAGCCGAUGGCAGCCGAGACUGAAGGCAGUGACUGUGAAUGCAACCCUCCUGGGAAGAACUUUCUAGAAAACCAAAUCCUGAUCAAGCGCAUGAUGAUUAAGUGUGCUGACGUGGCCAACCCAUGCCGCCCCCUGGACCUGUGCAUCGAGUGGGCCGGGAGGAUCUCCGAGGAGUACUUUGCUCAGACUGAUGAAGAGAAGAGGCAAGGGCUACCUGUGGUGAUGCCAGUAUUUGACCGGAACACCUGCAGUAUCCCCAAGUCCCAGAUCUCCUUCAUCGACUACUUCAUAACAGACAUGUUUGAUGCUUGGGAUGCCUUUGCACAUCUGCCAGCCCUGAUGCAACAUUUGGCCAACAACUACAAGCACUGGAAGACGUUAGACGACCAAAAGUGCAAAAGUCUGAGGCUUCCGUCGGACAGCUGAAGCCAAGCCAGAGAGGGGGCCCUCUUGAUACAAAGGGCACUGUGAACCACAGCAGUAUAAACAAGAGGCUUUCCUUUAUAACGAAAAGGACAGGUGUCGGUUAGGAGCUAAUGUCUAAUAUUUGACCCUGAAUUAUUCAAGUCUCCAAAUUUCAUUUUUAGAAAGUUACAUCCCAUGAAGAAAAAAUGUAAGUUCCUUUGCACAAUCACUCAAUGACAGAACAAAUGCUUGGCCAACUCCUUUGCUCUGCUGUCACCCUGUAUGCCCCUGUCAAACCACGGAGGUGACUCACUGUAACUCACAGGGCACAAGAAGCAAAGCCUGGGUGCCUGUGAGCCCAUGCCUCUGGACGGUGACCACGUAGCUAAGCCGGUGUUCAGCUCAUCUCUUACUGUCCCUGUUUAGCUUGAUGACUUUCGUCAACAGCGUCAACCUGAAGGCCUCAUAACAUGCUUAUCUCACAGGUAUAUCUAAGGAAACCACUACAUAAAGUGAGCAAAACAACUAGGACCAAAUUACUGAUAAACUAGUUAGUGUCACGGCCUCAGUGGCUAGGUGGUUCUUCUGGUUCAGGUGUGACACCCAAAUUAGAACACAGCUUUGGCCUGGGAGUGCCCACUCUCGCCUGGAAUCAGCAGCCUGUGCAGCCCUCGUUCCUGUAAAAAGGGUUCAUCUUAACAAAAAGCCAUCCGUGAUGGGGGAUGGAGUGGCUUGUUUUGGGGGAAUCCAUGAGCUCCCUUAUUUCUGGUUCACAGAGGCAGCCACAAGGCACCAUACUGAGUAUUACAGAAAAGCCAUUAAAUCCGAAUGCCCUUGGACAAGCUUUUUUUUAAAAAAAAAGAGAAAAAUUUAUAUACAUGUGCUGUUUAAAAUUUUUAUUAAAAGACUCUAAAUUUUCUGGGUGUGAGCCCAUGGAGUAUGUUGUGCCGUGCACCACCUAAACGUAUGUAUUUGGGGAGGGGGUGGGGAGGUUUCAAGGGUCCAAUAUUUUUAACUUAUCUAUAUUUGAGACCAUGCCAUUUGCUUUAAUGAUGUAAAAAAAUAUAUAUAUAUCACAAGAUGUGUAAAUAUAGCAGAACAUAGGCAUAUGGGGAAGCAGUAAAUACUCUUUUCAGCUAUUAAUUGUAUGCUAAAAGCUUCUAAAGCACAAGUGCAUAUUUUUAUACAGCUCUUUUCACAACUCCGUGAUCCACAUAAAGUCAGAAUUGAGAUUUUCCUUUUUCUCUUACCAGCUAACCCUUCUCUAUAUAUUAAAAUA